UCUCAAAUUGUGUAACAAUGUGUAGGGCUCCGUACAGCUCCGUAUUUACAUGAUUGGUGGACGGUAGGUGAGAGCGGGAGGUCCUGUAUAAACGCAAACUCACUUCCUUGACAACAUCUCUGCGCUGCUCCGCGAAGCGCAAGAACCAUGUAUGCCAUGACUUCUGUAGAGGCUAUCACCGUACGGCAAACGCUGCACGACCAAUGCAGACUAUAGGUUGACCAUACAGCGCCUUUAAUAGUCGUGGACGGGGAUCGAAGCUGCAUGAUUGAAUGCGAGUUGCUGAUGCUGCGUUGCACAACAAAAUCGCAAACAAGAAGGGAGACCGAGGACUUGGCAUAUAGUUACGUUGUUGUUUCUGUUUGCUAUCAGAACACAAUCUCAUUUUGUUCCUGAAAGUCGCAUUUUGAAAUUAAACCGGCAUCUCAGUCGCAUGAAUUAGCCAAAUGCGGCUCGCAUCCUAUCACACUCUCCCUUUCAGCUCCAGCUCAGCAUCCAUAUUUUUUGUGCAUCCCUGUGUUGGUGUAUAGGGAGUGGCAACCUUCUGAUAAAUCAACCGAUCAGCGCACCCCUCUCCUCUGGGAAAAACAAAUAUGUUUAUGCGUAAAUUGUACAUUUAAAGAGAGAUGUUUGUUUCUGUCGUCGCGAUGCGUGAAGAAACCGGGUGGCUGUACCAACUCUGAUAACGUAUCCCGGGUGAGCAUUGUUUCCGUGAAACAGAGAAUGUUACAAUCUCUGAUGUUUCUCUGGAAGGCAACCCUUGCUCGAAUUUCAUCUACCUUGUUGUCAAGAGACUGGACAUUGGCGAGUAGUAUACUCGGGAGUGGUGGGCGGUGUGCCCGUCUACAGAGCCUGACCAGAAGACCGCUCUGUCUGCCCCUUCUACGGCGCCGUUGUUUUGGGUCGCCUAUUGGGAUCCGAUCCAUUGUCCUGGAUGGUGGUCCAAACAGAGGAUCCACUUCGGGAAAGUAAUUUUCCUGGUUGUAAUGUUGCUAAAAUGGAGAGAGAUUGCCACCAUUCCGAUUUCUAGUGCCUCAAACCGAAAGCCUUGAUAGGGACUUUCUCAUCCCUGCACAUCUCCCCUGUACAUGAUGAACAUGCUGAAGUCCAGUGGACUGAAGAUCCCUGGCAGGGGCCCAAAGCACUCCCCUGGCCCCGUGGGACGAACCUCUGCUGGGGGAUCUGCUUCCGGCACUGUGGGCCAUAAAGACAACUCCCCACACAAGCAGACCUCCCCACUCCCCAGCAGCAAUGCCUCGGAGAAGUCGUGCUCCAAAACAUCCGAGGUGGGGGACGAUGUCCUGGGGGACUACGUAGUUGGCGAACGUGUCUGGGUCAACGGGGUCAAACCGGGCGUCAUCGCCUACCUGGGCGAGACCCAGUUCGCCCCGGGACAGUGGGCUGGGGUGGUCCUCAACGACCUGUUGGGCAAAAAUGACGGCUCUGUGGGCGGCGUACGCUACUUUGAGUGCCAGCCACACCAGGGCAUCUUCACGCGCCCCUCCAAGCUCACCAGGCAACCGGUGGGCGAAGGGAGCGAAGGCCACUCUGCUGAUUCCCUGACGGCUCAGAACCUGACGCUCCAUGGCGUCAACGGGGCUUCGCCCGCUGGUCAGCGCGUGGUUAUGCCACUCAGGGAAGGCAUGCUCAACAGUUCGGUGAAGACGGGUAACGAGUCAGGUUCCAACAUGUCCGACAGCGGCUCGGUCAAGAAAGGCGGGGAUAAGGACCUUCGAGUGGGAGACCGCGUGCUGGUGGGGGGCACUAAGACAGGAGUGGUGCGCUACGUGGGGGAGACUGACUUUGCCAAGGGUGAGUGGUGCGGCGUGGAGUUGGAUGAGCCCCUGGGGAAGAAUGACGGUGCGGUGGCUGGAACCAGGUACUUCCAGUGUCCGCCCAGGUUUGGACUGUUUGCCCCCAUCCACAAGGUGAUCCGUAUCGGUUUCCCCUCCACCAGCCCGGCCAAGGCCAAGAAGAGCAAGCGCAUGGCCAUGGGGGUGUCAUCCUUGGCCCACAGCCCCAGCAGCUCAUCCAUCAGCUCUGUUAGCUCUGUGGCUUCCUCAGUGGGCGGGCGGCCCAGUCGAACUGGCCUGCUCACAGAGACGUCGUCACGGUAUGCCCGCAAAAUUUCAGGCACUACUGCGCUGCAGGAGGCACUGAAAGAGAAACAGCAGCACAUCGAGCAGCUGCUGGCCGAGAGGGACCUGGAACGGGCUGAGGUGGCAAAAGCCACCAGCCACAUCUGUGAGGUGGAGAAGGAGCUCAGUGUCCUCAAGGCCCAGCACCUGCAGUAUGUCACCGAGACUGAAAGCAACCUCCAGCAAGUCAAAACUCUGUUGGCAAGCACUCAGAAGGACAAAGUAGAGCUGGCCAAUCAGCUUGAAGAAGAGAAAAGGAAAGUGGAAGACCUUCAGUUCAGAGUGGAGGAAGAGUCAAUCACCAAAGGAGACCUUGAGACUCAGACGAAAUUGGAGCAUGCCCGUUUUCAGCAGCUUGAGCAGAAUCUGUUCCUCGAAAAGUCGAGAGCAGAAAAGCUUCAGAAAGAAUUAGAGGGAAGACGCAGACUUGAUGCAGCACCCUUGAGGUUGGGUAAGAGAACCAAGCAAAGCACAGUUGAGGAGCAGAGCCGCGUCAUGCAGCUGGAGGAUGAACUGGCUCUGCGUCGGGCCGAGAUCGAGGAGCUCCAGGUCCGGCUCCGGGAUGCGACCAAGGACGGGGACUCCACCCAGGGGCCGGUGGCCCAGUCGGAAACCAUUCUGCUCCGGGAGCAGCUCCUGACGGCAGGCCGGGAGCACCACAAGGAGAGCAGCCAGCUGAGGGAGAAGUACGAGGCUGCAGUGGCAACGGGCCAGGAGGAGACAGACAAACUGAAAGCCACGGUGGACAAACAGAGCCAGGAGAUCAUUGAGCUGAAGCAGAAAGUCCAGCAGGCCUCUACAGAGAACAUGGAGAUGAUGGACAACUGGAAGGUCAAGCUGGACACCCUGGUCAAUGACCACCAGCGUUCCCUUGAGGACCUGAAGGCCUCGCUGUCCAGCGGCUCGGCCAAAGGCCAGGAGCAGGAGCCCCAGGAGCUGAGGACCACACUGGAGAGCCUGCGCAUGGAGCACCAGCUGGAGCUGGAGAAUCUCAAGGCCAGGCAUGAGAUCGAGGCAGCAAUGCUGGCCAAGGAGCGUGACGAUCUGCGCUCACGCCUGCAGGAUGCCAAGGACCAGCUGGUCGAGAACAGCCAGAACUGGAAUAGCCAGGCCCAGACGAAGGCCAGGAGUGACCAGCAGGCCCUGGAGCUGAGGGAGGUCUGGGAGAAGUUCCAGAAGGCCCAGCUGAGGGUGGGCGAGCUGGAGAGGCUGCAGGGCGAGCAGGACGGCGUCCGAGACAAGCUCCAGGAGCGCUUGGAGCUGGCUGAGAAGAAGAUGGUGGACUACAAGGCCCUGCAGAAGGCCGAGGCCCAGAGUAGACAGGAGCUCUGCAGCCUGGAGGAGAAGCUGAGGGUGACUGAGAACCGACUGCAGGCGGUGCAGGAUGACCACCACAUGCCACAGGAUGCCAACGUUAUAGAAAAUAAUGACAUCUUGGAGGAAAAGAUGAAGCUGAAACAGAAUGUUGAAGAAACUAUGGAGAAUCUGACCAAAAGAGAAAGAGAGGUCUCUACUCUCACAUCACAUGUCGAUGCCCUCAAAUCACAGAUAACUGCCUUGGAGGGCAAAGUUCGCUUGGGUGAGAAGAAGGGCGAUGCCCUGGUCAAGGAGAAGAUGCGCCUGGAGGCCGACCUUGAGUGCAUGACCAAGAAGUCCCAUGAUGCAUCGGGACAGCUGGUUGUCAUUAGCCAGGAGCUACUGAAGAAGGAGAGGAGUCUGAACGAGUUAAGGGUGUUACUGCUGGAUUCCCCUCGCCACUCGCCCGGCCUGGACCGAGACCUGAGCCGAGAGGUGCACAAGGCUGAGUGGAGGGUGAAGGAGCAAAAACUCCAGGAUGACAUCAAGACCCUGAGAGACAAACUGCUCCUGCUGGGCAGGGAGAGAGGCUCGCCCCCAGAUCACAGGCGCUACUCUAUGCUGGACCCGUCGACCCUGGACUCGGAGGUGACACUUCUGCGCCAGCGGCUCAUGAGCACAGAGGAGGCUCUGAGGGGAGUACUGGAGCACAACCAGGAAGUGGACCAGCUGGUGCAGGCCAUGCGCACGCACCCAGACAAGAGCGAGGUGCAUGGUGGUGCAAAUUCAGCCAAUGGAAUUCAUCAACAGAAUCCUUCCUUUACUCAAGAUGAACAACGCUGAUAUAGGAGAAGAAGAGCUCAUUGAAUUGGGGAAAUACAGAGGUACAUUUUAAAAGAAGAAGUCAAUACGACUUGGGACUAGCACGCCACUGGACUCCAGACAACAUUUCCUGUUUACAGUUACUACCAAAACAAUGUCUCUCUAUCUCAAUAUGUACAUUCAUCUGUUGCAAAAAAGAAAAACACCCAUUAGCCAAACUUAAAACAGCUUGAAGAUACUGUAAAAUGGUUGACAGAGGUGAAGAAUUAUAGGUAUGACUUUUGAAAACUGAUACAUACCAUGCCUACAUACCCAAGGAUGGUAUUGGACAUUUGGGCAUGAGAUAACCUUUUAUCUUAGUUUAUUAGAGAUCGUGACCCUAUGAGCCAUGAAGGAUGAAUUGUGACUCCAGAGAAUAAAAUGACUCUGGUGUCUGAUUGAAAACAAAGAUUAAGAAUUUGGCCUCAAUCCAUCACUUUUUGUUUUAUUUAUUUGCCACACUUAUAUUUUUAAAUCCUUCUUCGAUUACUGUAGCUGAUUUGACCAGUGACGUUCAAUUUGCUUCAUAGCGAACAUGCUCUGUAGUGAACAUGUGAAUGAAACGGGGAUGCUGCUGGAUUUAAGAUGAUGUUGUAUCUACAUAUGAAUAUAGCUGCAUUAUCUGAAACCUGUGCAUACUGUAAAAGUGUAUUUAGUCGACUGAACCAAUGCAACUUGGUGCUGUAUGUGCACCAAAUAGCUAUCAGUUUAAUGGUUUACUCAUUUGAACUAAGUAAUCCUUAAUUCCACUGUGGCUUUACUGGCUAGUGGGAAACCAUACCACUUUGUAGUGUUUUCAUAUACGUGAGGGGAAAAAAAAUGAAAAAAGAAAGUCUUAACUUCCUAUUGUUGAUCAUUUAUCUAAAGAAAGUUCAACCUAGAUCAAUGCCUUGGGAUCACUUUGUCCUUUGAUUCGAGUAGGCCACUCAACGGCUGUUUGGAGCACAAUGCAAACAACGGAACAUUCAAAGCUUGUGUACCAAAUGGCACUCUAUGACCUAUAUAGUGCACUACUUUUGACCAGAAAAGUAGUGAACUAUAUAGGGAAUAGAGUGCCAUUAGGGAUGGAGGCCUACUGUAACUGCUUCCUCCAUUCUGGAUGAUCCCUCCCUUCUGGAUGUAAUCACAAUGUACAGAAUUGAUACGUUACGGUCUUCCAAAUGUUAUUAUCUCCAUUGAACAAGCCAACAGGGAGAUUCUAAAUGCAGUCCAUUACUGUAUUCUUGGGAGAUUAGUUGAUAUUCUGGCUGCGUCUCGAAUGGCACCCUAAUUUCCUAUGUACAGUGAGCUCCAAAAGUAUUGGGACAGUGACAAAUGUUUUGUUGUUUUGGCUCUAUACUCCAGCACUUUGGAUUUGAAAUGAUACAAUAACUAUGAGAUUAAAGUGAAGACUGUCAGCUUUAAUUUGAUGGUAUUUUUCUUUCCUUAUCGGGUGAACCAUUUAGAAAUUACAGCACCUUUUGUACAUAGUCCCCACAUUUUAGGUGACCUUAGGUAUUGGGACAAAUUCACUUAUGUGCAUUAAAGUAGUAAAAAGUUAAGUAUUAUCGCAGUGCUAGAGGCGUCACUACAGAUCCGGGUUCGAUCCCGGGCUGUAUCACAACCGGCCGUGAUCGGGAGUCCCAUAGGGUGAUGCAAAUACAACAACAACAAAAAAUUAUAAGAAUAAUAUUAAUAAUAAGUUCAGUAUUUGGUCCCAUAUUCAUAGCAUGCAAUGACUACAUCAAGCUUGUGAAUCUACAAAUUUGUUAGAUGCAUUUGCUGUUUUAUUUUGGUUGUGUUUCAGAUUGUAUUGUGUCAUUUUGGAGUCAAUUUUAUUGUAAAUAAGAAUAGAAUAUGUUUCUAAACACUUCUGCAUGAAUAUGGAAUAGCUAAUCCUGAAUGAGUUGUGAAUAAUGAUGAGUGAUAAAGUUAAACGUACAAAUAUCAUACCCCCAAGACAUGCUAACGUCUCACCAUUACAAUAACAGGGGAGGUUAGCAUUUUAUAUCAUAUCCCCAAGACAUGCUAACCUCUCACCAUUACAAUAACAGGGGAGGUUAGCAUUUUAUAUCAUACCUCCAAGACAUGCUAACCUCUCCCCAUUACAAUAACAGGGCCGGUUAGCAUUUUUGGGAGGUAUGAUAUUUAUGCUUCUGUAACUUUUUCCCUCAUCAUUAUUCAUGAAUCAAUCAGGAUGAUCCGUAAUCAUGGUAGCAUCCAGAUUAGUGUAGAAGUGUUAAGAAACAUAUUCUAUUCUUAUUUACAAUAAAAAUGACAAUACAUUAUCUAACAUUAAUUUCUAUUGGGCACAAAAUAAUCUGAAACACAACUAAAACAAACAGCAAAUGGAUCCAACAAAUGUAUAGAGUCGCAAGCUUGAUGUAGUGAUCGCAUGCUAUGAAUAUGGGACCAAAUACUAAACUUUUGACUACAUUAAUACACAUAUAGGUCAAUUUGUCCCAAUUAUUUUGGUCCCCUAAAAAUCAGGGUUCUAUGUACAAAAAGUGAUGCAAUUUAUAAAAGGUUCACCCGAUAUGGAUGCAAAUACCUUCAAAUUAAAGCUGACAGUCUGCCCUCAAACCCGUAGACAUUGUAUAAAUUCAAAUCCAAAGUGCUGGAGUACAGAUCCAAAACAACAACAAAAAAUUGUCACUGUCCCAAUACUUUUGGAGCUCACUGUGUAUUGUGCACUACUUUUGACCAGGGCUCUACCCCUGGUCUAAAGUAGUGCACCAUUUUGAAUGCAGACUCUGUCUUUGGGAGAACAUUAUUUUGAUGUGACUAAUGUGGAAUGUAAGACUUGGGGAUUGACAUUUCAUGGGCAAAGUGUAGGGCUGGCCUCUGGUCAGUGAAACUGAAGCUACAAAUUGUCAUUGGAUAUUGUAUAUGGCCUUUUUCAGAAAGGAAACACUUCGUACCCUUAAUGCUGUAAUGAUUUCUGAGAUUGAGUCAUUAAAUGUUAACAAUGUG
Messenger RNA from Oncorhynchus masou masou (cherry salmon), 7247 nucleotides. RefSeq names its product CAP-Gly domain-containing linker protein 2-like. The record is from RefSeq and is a predicted model, not a curated record. Gene Ontology annotation, molecular function: microtubule plus-end binding. NCBI's taxonomy places the organism in Eukaryota, Metazoa, Chordata, Actinopteri, Salmoniformes, Salmonidae. The coding region runs from base 1089 to 4277 and encodes 1062 amino acids. Gene Ontology annotation, cellular component: microtubule plus-end; cell cortex; nucleus. The transcript has 20 exons. Gene Ontology annotation, biological process: cytoplasmic microtubule organization.